AAGAGACAACCAACUACAAGCUCACAAUAGAAACCCAACUCGGUUACACGGCAACGUAACCGCCCACUAGGAAUUGGCGGCCUCCCCCAUUUUUGCCCCUCCUGCCCCUUCUGCCCCUCCAACCCCCCGCUUGAUCAUACGCCAAAGAACCCCCUUCCUCCUUCUCUAUGCUAGCCACGAUCAGCCCUAACUCAAUUCCGGGUUAGCAGCAGCAGUUACUAAGUCCAGCUCCCUUGCACUUAAUAAGGAUCUUUCUCUUUAGCUUACGAUUCUCAGCCGCAAGUAUUCCUUCGACAUACGUAAACCUUAACGAGGCAUCCAACCCUAUCAAUUCCAUAAGUAUCAAACAGCUUCAUUUCGGACUAAUUGGGCAAUACUUGAUUACUUCUCUAGUGUUCCUUCUUUAGCACAAUUUAUAUUCAAUUAACACAAUGUCGGGUUGGGGUCAUAACCAACACGGCCAUCAUGGUCAUCAAGGUCAUCAAGGCUACGACGAAAGAUAUAGUGGUGGAUAUCAACAACCUCCCCCCCAAUCAUGGUCAUCGCCGCCGCCACCUCGAGGUUAUGACCAAGGACAUGGUCAAUAUCAACAACAGUAUCCGCCCCAGCAGUACCCUGGCGGUCCUCCUCCAGGUCAAUAUCCCCCUCAAGGCCCACCACCAGGACAAUAUCAAAACCAACCCUACCCACCUCACCAGCCACCGCAGGGACAGUAUGGCCAACCCCCUGCUCAAUAUUCCCAAGGUGGUCCUCCUCAUCAUCACCAUCCCGGCCAUUAUCCUCCACCAUCGGGCCCUCCGCCGCCAGGCCUAGAUCCUUACGGCUAUCCCCAGCACUCCGGUCAGCAGGGCUACGGUGGCCCUCGCCGUGACGGACCCCCUCCGCCAACGGCUCCGCAGCAGUUCGGUCAUGGUGCCCCUGAGGGCUACACCUUCCAGUACUCCAAUUGUACCGGAAAACGCAAGGCAUUGUUGAUUGGCAUCAACUAUUUCGGUCAAAAAGCCGAGUUACGUGGUUGUAUCAAUGACACCAAGAAUGUCUCUCAAUUUCUUAUAGAGCGCUACGGAUACAAGAGGGAAGACAUGAUUAUCUUGACUGAUGAUCAGCAAGAUCCUAUUUUGAUUCCUACUAAGGCCAACAUCCUUCGAGCAUUGCAGUGGCUUGUCUCCAACGCUCGGCCUAAUGAUGCCCUGUUCCUCCACUACUCGGGCCAUGGCGGACAAACUAAGGACGAAGAUGGUGAUGAAGAAGAUGGCUACGACGAGGUUAUCUACCCUGUUGAUUACGAGAGAGCCGGCCAUAUUGUAGAUGAUCAACUUCAUCAAAUAGUCGUCAACCCUCUUCAAGCAGGAGUGAGAUUGACGGCCAUCUUUGAUUCCUGCCAUUCCGGUUCAGUUUUGGAUUUGCCUUACAUCUACUCGACCAAGGGCGUUCUAAAAGAACCUAACCUUGCGGCCGAAGCCGGCCAGGGGCUUCUUAAGGCAUUCACCUCUUACGCCUCGGGGGACACAGCAGGAGCUGCCAGUGCCAUCUUCAACUUCGCCAAAACUGCAUACCGGGGAGAUGAUGGAUAUAAGAAGACUGUUCAAACCAAAACCUCACCUGCGGAUGUAAUUAUGUGGUCCGGUAGCAAGGACGACCAGACAUCUGCGGACGCGACAAUUGCAUCUCAAGCAACAGGGGCGAUGUCUUGGGCUUUUAUCACGGCGAUUAAGCAAAACCCUAAGCAGAGCUAUGUCGAGCUUCUCAACAGCAUCCGCGAUGUGUUGCAGACCAAGUAUUCGCAGAAGCCACAGUUGUCUUGUAGUCAUCCUCUUGACACAAACCUUCUCUUUGUGAUGUAAAUUGGGAUAAUGUCAAAAGUACUGUUGAGCAUUGGGUAUCUAGUUUACCCGUAGAUUAGAGAAAUCGCGUCAAUUCAAUGCGAUUUAAUGUUAUGAAAUAACAUGGGCCAGUUUGAUAAUCCCGCGACUUGGUGUCCAUUUUGCGGGAUAAUUCAAUUAUUCCGCGCGAAUUUACUACAUCGAGAGCAUUACGAUCAAUGACUUCCAAUGUUCCCUAAUGCUCCCACAAAUGCUCGUAUGGCUAACUCAGUUAUAUAGAUAUUUUUC
Molecule: messenger RNA, 2111 nt
Organism: Annulohypoxylon truncatum
Lineage: Eukaryota; Fungi; Ascomycota; Sordariomycetes; Xylariales; Hypoxylaceae
Product: caspase domain-containing protein
Exons: 5
Coding region: 432-1844 (470 amino acids)
Biological process (GO): proteolysis
Molecular function (GO): cysteine-type endopeptidase activity
Source: RefSeq, a predicted model, not a curated record